UGUGCGAAAAAACAAAUAAAUCGUAAAAUUAAAUUUUAUUUAUUUUUUAACAUGUGCUUGAAACGGUUUCAAAUAAAUUGAGAAAAAAUAAAAAAAAAAUUAAAAAUAGUGAAAAAUUCUGUAACAAUAAAAAAAAUCAAUAAAACAAUUUUUUUGUGAUAAAAUUAAAUUAAAGCAAAAUAAAAUAACGUUCACAAAGAAAAAAAUAAUAAUAUUUAUCUUCGUUGGUGAUGGAAUAUUAUUACAACAGCAUCGACGAGAAAAACGACGACGACAACACUAAUGGCGCUCAAGAAAGGUUGGUUACGAGUUAUGAUGAAAAAAUUACUGCUAUAAUGCAGCAGAGAUUUUUCUAAUGAAAGAUUGUGAAAAAAAAAUAAGUUGUGCAACUCAAGCUUUAAAAUAAAAGAGAAGAAAAGGUGCAACAAAAAAGUGUUAUUUGAUGCAUUGAAAAAAUUUCUCGGUUUGUACAAAAGCAAAAAAAAAUUGAAUUAAAGAAAAAAAGGAAAGAAAACAAAAAUGUAGAAAAAUUUUCUUAUAGCUUUGCAUACUGCUCAUUACACAUAAAAUCGAAUAAAAGAGUGUUUACCAAGCAAAUGGAAUAAAAUACAAGAAAAAAAAAGGAAUUUCACUCGGAGAAAAAAAAUAAAAUAGAAUUACUGUAAAUUAUCGUUGCCAUUAAAAAAAUAAAGAAAAGAAAAUAAUCCGACUACAUUGUAAAAUUAAAGAUCAAGUCAGUGAGAUAAGCAAAAAAAAAUCCAAAUAAAUGAAAGAAAUGUUAAAAAGUUGCGGAUGUUUUCGGCGAAAGCGUCGAAGUCCGAGCAUCGAGGAUUCGUCGUCAUGCCGAUCGUCGGAGCUGGAACGCGGAGGCGAAAUAACGCCGCGCGGCGGAAGUUUGUUGAAACUUUUUUCGCCACGCGGGAUCUACAAAGGAUGGCGAAAGGGAGGACGAGGCAUGAGCAUGACGAAAAUUGAACGAACAAUGAAAGCUGCCAUUCUGAUACAACAGUGGUAUCGUACAUACUUAGCUAGGAUAGAAGUUAGACGACGUUACACAUGGACCAUAUUUCAAAAUAUCGAAUAUGCGGGCGAGCAGGAUCAAGUUCGGCUCUACAACUUCUUCAAUGCCCUUUUAACGCAUAUGCCGGAAGCCGCCAACAAAAAUGUCGAUUCAUUAGGAACUUCGAGGUCAUCUUCAGUAGAUGCAUUAGAUUUAAAAUUCUCAGAUGAGUCGGAUGACAUGGCGGAAGAGGGCAUGGAAGGACCUGAACGUACAUACAGGGGACCACACAUCAACUUUCCAAUGCAGAGAAAAGAUUUAGACAUUAUCAUAGAUUUAUUUAGGAAGAAAAAGUAUCAUUUACAUGCCAAAUACGUCGCUGGAAUAUUGCGUGAAGCUGCAUCCAAAUUGAAAAGACUUCCAAAUUUGAAUCAAGCAUCGACAGCAAUUUCGAAGCAAGUGACAAUUUGCGGUGACCUACAUGGAAAAUUAGAUGAUUUGUUGGUAGUUUUUCACAAGAACGGAUUACCGUCCCCCGAGAACCCAUACGUAUUUAAUGGCGAUUUCGUGGAUCGCGGCAAAAAGGGAUUAGAAGUGUUGCUGUUACUCGUAUCGUGCAUGCUCGUGUUUCCCGGAGGUGUUUUCCUGAAUCGCGGUAAUCACGAAGACACGGUAAUGAAUGCCCGUUACGGGUUCAUACGAGAAGUACACCAAAAAUAUAAGCAUAAUGCCGAGCGAUUACUGAAGUUAAUAGAUGAAGUUUAUCGAUGGUUGCCAUUGGGAACGAUAGUUAAUAAUGGUGUGCUUGUUGUGCACGGCGGGAUUUCCGACUCAACUGACUUGGAUUUGAUUCGGAGUUUGGAUCGCGGAAAGUACGUGUCGUUAUUACGCCCCCCAAUUACGGAUAGCAGUCAACCCGGUGCUGAGAUAAUUGAUAAGGUUGAAUGGAAACAGGUAUUUGACAUUUUAUGGAGCGAUCCGCAACCCAACGAUGGCUGUCGCCCGAAUUCCCUCCGAGGAGCCGGAACAUAUUUCGGACCUGAUGUCUCGAAUCGCUUCCUGCAACGCAACAAACUUCAAUUUUUGGUUAGAUCGCACGAAUGUAAGCCGGAUGGGUAUGAGUGUAUUCAUUCAGACAAAGUCAUAACGAUAUUCUCCGCAUCAAAUUAUUACGAAAUCGGUUCUAAUAAAGGUGCCUACUUGAAGUUAGAUCCACACCUCAACACGCAUUUCGUGCAAUACACGGCAGCUGCCUCCAAAACGCGUAAAUUGACCUUUAGGCAGCGCGUUGGGCUCGUCGAGAGUUCAGCUUUACGCGAAUUAGGUGCCAAAUUAUACGAUAAACGAUCCGAGUUGGAGAAGGAAUUCAAGUUACGAGAUCCCGACAACAAAGGCGUUUUACCAUUAGCGAAAUGGUGCGAGGCAUUAGAAGCUGCCACACAUCUGGGACUGCCAUGGCGAAUGUUGCGCGAACGAUUGUCGCCGCCCGAAUUGGAUAAACCACCGACCGAAGUAGAUUACGUAAAGACACUCGUUCUCCUCGACACGGAUGCCAUCAGAGAAGCACAAGCCGGCUCUACAUCUGUCGCUGAAUCGCUUUACAAGAACAAAAGUAGCUUAGAAACCAUUUUCAAGAUACUCGACAAAGACAAUUCCGGUUACAUCUCUCUCGACGAGUUCGAUGAGGCAUGCAAUCUGCUACGGCAACAUUUCCCGUACGAAACGCACGAGCAACUCAUGGAUAUGUGUCGCAUGAUGGACAUCAACAAAGACGGUCUCGUCGAUCUAAAUGAAUUUCUCGAGGCAUUCCGUUUGUGCGAAUCAACGAAAGAGAGUUUAAGCAGCUCAGCGUUGGCAAAAGAACCGCCAAAAGUUGAUCCGGGCGCCAAAAAGAACGGAAAACUCACAAAAGUCGAGUCAAAUGGCGACGCAAAAGCGGAAAAUCACAUUCCAAAUGGAAACAGCAAGAAAAGUUGCCCGAAAAGUACGAGUCGUGCUUCAAUCGCACAACCUGAGGAGUCAGAUGACGAAGACGAUAACGGCGAAGAUGCCGAAGUCACGGAAAAAGAUGUUCCUAACAAGACCAAUCAAAAUGCUAAUGCUACAACAAAUGGCGAAGCAAACGGAAAAAUCGAGGAAAAUGACAAAAAUCACUCGAAAGACGUUUGCGCUUAAGUUUCAAGUCCAUAUAAAUUGCCAAAAAAAUAAAAAAAAACGCUUCUCAAAAAAUUAAAUUAUUGACUGAAAACUGUUCACUUUUUAAAU
Molecule: messenger RNA, 3265 nt
Organism: Culicoides brevitarsis
Lineage: Eukaryota; Metazoa; Arthropoda; Insecta; Diptera; Ceratopogonidae
Gene: rdgC
Product: serine/threonine-protein phosphatase rdgC
Exons: 13
Coding region: 767-3175 (802 amino acids)
Biological process (GO): detection of stimulus involved in sensory perception
Molecular function (GO): phosphoprotein phosphatase activity; protein binding; iron ion binding
Source: RefSeq, a predicted model, not a curated record